Molecule: messenger RNA, 315 nt
Organism: Hansenula anomala
Lineage: Eukaryota; Fungi; Ascomycota; Saccharomycetes; Phaffomycetales; Wickerhamomycetaceae
Exons: 1
Coding region: 1-315 (104 amino acids)
Source: RefSeq, a predicted model, not a curated record
AUGUCACAUCAAAUGCCAGGAGCGUUUCCUUCAACUCCAAGAUCAAAUGCUAGGGCUUUUGAUCAAAAAACUCCAACAGCUGCUGAUUUCAAGUUCACACCUAUAUCAAGCAUGUCUGGAGUCAAAAAACCUUUAUAUCCAAAUAUCUCACAUCUUCAACAAGGCCAAGGUAAUGAGCUGGAAAAAGAAUUUCAAGAUUUGGGGUAUAGUAAUACAUUGAGUACUAAAGUGUUAUCUGAAUUAAACGAAAGAGCUGCGUCGAAAGCACCAACAUCAAAUACGGGGAAUAAUUUGCUAAGUCCAAGAAGUACUUGA